Equus caballus (horse) is the source of this 1340-nucleotide messenger RNA. RefSeq names its product emerin (gene EMD). The record is from RefSeq and is a predicted model, not a curated record. Lineage: Eukaryota; Metazoa; Chordata; Mammalia; Perissodactyla; Equidae. Gene Ontology annotation, biological process: negative regulation of canonical Wnt signaling pathway. Gene Ontology annotation, molecular function: actin binding; beta-tubulin binding; cadherin binding. Gene Ontology annotation, cellular component: nuclear envelope; nuclear inner membrane; spindle.
GCGGCCAUGACGCGAGCGUGACGCAGGCGUGUCGCGGGCGCAGCCGCUCCCGAGGCGCUCGCCUUGUCCCUGCUGUGUUCCCAGGCCGCCGCAGCUCGGCCCGUGUCGCCAGGCCCGGGCCGCCCCCAGUCCUCUGCCGACCGCCAUGGACGACUACGCGGUCUUGUCAGACGCCGAGCUGGCCGCCGUGCUGCGUCAAUACAACAUCCCGCACGGGCCUGUCGUGGGUUCCACUCGCAAGCUCUACGAAAAGAAAAUCUUCGAGUACGAGACCCAGAGACGGAGGCUUUCGCCCCCGAACUCGUCCGCAUCGUCUUUCUCCUACCGGUUCUCGGACUUAGAUUCAGCCUCCGUAGACUCGGAUAUGUACGAUCUGCCCAAGAAGGAGGACGCCUUACUUUACCAGAGCAAGGGCUAUAAUGAUGACUACUAUGAGGAGAGUUACUUGACCACCAGGACUUACGGGGAGCCUGAGUCUGUGGGCACGUCCAAGGGCUUCCGCCAGCCCUCACCUUCACUCUCAGACGCUGAUACCUUUCACCACCAGAUGCGUGAUGACAGUCUUUUCUCUUCUGAAGAGGAGGGUAAAGAUAGGGAACGCCCCGUGUAUGGCCGGGACAGUGCCUACCAGAGCAUCGCGCACUACCGCCCCGUUUCCAACGUCUCCAGAAGCUCCCUGGGCCUGUCCUAUUACCCCACAUCCUCCUCUACCUCUUCCGUGUCCUCAUCUUCAUCUCCUCCCCCUUCAUGGCUCACCCGCUGUGCCAUCCGGCCAGAAAAGCAGGCCCCUGGAGCUGGUCUGGGCCAGGAUCGCCAGGUCCCACUCUGGGGCCAGCUGCUCCUGUUCCUGGUCUUUGCUGCCUUCCUGCUUUUUGUCUACUAUUCCAUGCAGGCUGAGGAUGGCAACCCCUUCUGAAUGGAGCCCUGAGGGGCUGGCUUCGGGGCCAGCUGUUCUCGAAGUCCUGGCUGACUGCAUUAGCAGUGUUUGCUGGUGGGGGGGGGGUUGCUUUUCUGUGUGUUCUAGCUUGGGGGUGCUGGGCCUGGCCGGGGGCAGUACUUGCUCCCCCUGACUUGUCCUGCCUUGUUUUGCCAGGGAGGCAGCCGGCUCAGGCCCUGCGCGCCGUGGUGGGCCUGGGCAGGCCUUCCUCUGAAGCCUCCUGGUCCUGCUUGCCUCUGACCCUUAGGACCCAAGAGGGCAAGACCCUUCUCCUGGAGAGGAGAACGUGGUUGUUGUCAUUGCAUGCCUCCUGUUCGUUGUCACCUUGUUGGGGGGGAUUAACCAAAGGCCACCCUGACUUUGUUUUCAUGGACACACAAUAAAAAGACCAUUUAUUUUUAAA